Messenger RNA from Microplitis demolitor, 4151 nucleotides. Its product is annotated as organic cation transporter protein. Gene Ontology annotation, cellular component: membrane. NCBI's taxonomy places the organism in Eukaryota, Metazoa, Arthropoda, Insecta, Hymenoptera, Braconidae. The coding region runs from base 1921 to 3990 and encodes 689 amino acids. The record is from RefSeq and is a predicted model, not a curated record. Gene Ontology annotation, molecular function: transmembrane transporter activity. The transcript has 11 exons. Gene Ontology annotation, biological process: transmembrane transport.
AAGCAAUCGGCGAAUUAUUUUUUUUAUAUGUACAUAUAAUAGUGCUGAUAAUAAACUAGGUAGAUUGCAUACGUGAAAAAUAAAUCAAAGAUUGUAUGACGUAUACACAAGUUACGUUGUUGAGUAUUGAAGAACCCCUUUUAUAUUAAUAGUCUAGUGACUGUGAUGAGAGUGGUGCCUACAUCUCAUAUCUAGUAAAGUAUAGGUACACUAUAUAUGUAUAUAUAUCGGACAAUGAGGGACGUGAAGAGAUAAGAGACGGAUAAAAGUGAAAUAGAGAGUGACGAGGGAGUGAGAGAAAAAUGGAGAAGGGAGACCUUAAAAUGUAAUGAUAGAUAUGAGGACAGUACAGGAGAUCGUAGUCCCCAGCACGUUGUUUCAGUUUAAGUUUGCCAUGGGUACCACUUGUUACACGUAUAAAUUUUAUAGUUUUUAUAUUUUUUAUUAGCUAUAUCACUUUAUCAUCUUAAAAUAUCCCUUAUUAGUGAAUCCCGUUUUUGUAUCUCUUUAAACUCGAAUCACUUCUUCGGUUUAUGUUAACUAAUAAAUUUCAUAAUUUCGCUAAUUAAUUUUUGUAAUUUGAAUAUUCAAAUUUUAUUUAUCUUUUUUUAAUUCGGUAACGAACAAAUGAUAAAUAAAUUUUUUUAUUAUUAAUAUUAUUAUUAUUAUUAUUAUUAUUAUUAUAAUUAUUAUUAUACUGGGAACAUAAAAGAAAUGAUGUAUCAACCCGCGUACUGAAGCCGGAUGUCGGAGGUUGCAGUGAUUCGAUUGAUUCGUUGAAGAGUGCCCGUGGCUACGGCCGAACUUCCGAGUGCCGCUUUACCCCGGCCAAUAUUCGCGCUCCUUAUAAAUAAUUAUACUUUAUUUACAUGUGAGGUGACGUGAUUGUUUGGUUCAUGCAUUAAUUUUUAUAAUUAUUAAGGUACAUAUUAAUUAAUAAUUAAAUCAAGAGAUGGAAUUUUAAUCUUUGAAAAUUUUCAUUGAGUCUCCAAUGAAUCUGGACCGCCGCUUCUCCAUAUCAUCAAAAUAACAGUUUUACUUUAAAACCCGAUCCUCAUAACGUCGCUGAUAACAUUAAUUAUAAAUAAAUAUUUAUAAAAAUGAUAGAAACAACGAAAAAUUUCAACAUGACCGACAACAAUGGUUGACAUACAAUAAAAAAUUUUAUCAAACAUAAAUAUGUGAAAAAUUAUUUUAUUAAUAAUUAACAAUUAAAGUGCAUUUAAUUAUUUAAGAAAAAUAAAUAUAUAUUUAUAUAUAUUUAUAUCAAUAAUUAAUAAAUAGUGAAUUCAGUUAUAAUUUUACUAAUGAAAGUGCGUGCGUCCAGAACGCUAAAAUAAUUGCUUUGAUGACGAGACGGACGAGAAAUUAUUUUUAUAUUUUUUAGCUGAUUUACAAUCAGAAUAAUUUAUUAACUGAAGAUAUAAAAUUUGAAUUAUUUGAAAUAAUAAAUUGCCGCGCAAAAUGUUGUUUCUUAAAGUAUUGAAUAAUAGUUGAAAUUUUACUAAACACUAUUUAGUAUUCAGUAUAUCAAUAAAAAAAGAAAGUUAUCGCAUCGUAUAGUGUAGGAUCCAAUUUAAGUACUGAUAGGGAUUCAAGUGCACUAAGUAGUGACGGUCUUCUAUUCCGAGACUUAACAAACUUUGUACUGUGAAAAUUAAGACUUAAUUUUAAAAUAAAGUCGUAAACUCGAUAAGCGAAGACGAAUUGCUAAAAGAUAAAGUUAAAUAAUAAAUAUAGUGAUGAAAUAAAUGAAUGAAAGGAAGAAGUACAAAACGAAAAAGAAGAAGAAGUGAAUAGUUGUAGUGACAAGUUGGUAGGAGGAUGAACGGUGGACAUGCCAUCUGAUCUAAGACAAGAUUCAAUAAACGACCUGUCGUUGAACGUGACGAGAGCACACUUACCUCUCGCCCUGAAACAAUGAGCUCCAUAGACUUUGAUGAGGUCUUGGUGCAUGUGGGUGAGAAGGGCCGAUAUCAAAAUAUCAUGUAUUAUUUGCUCUGUAUACCGGCUACACUACCAGCGGCUUUUCUGGCCUUUUCUCAGGUAUUUGUAAGUGCAUCACCUGAUCAUUGGUGCAGGAUACCGGAGUUAGAAAAUAUAACAAGUUUUAUGACACUAGACGAACGUAAAGCGUUAUCGUUACCCUACACCGUAAGGUCAGACGGCAGACGUCAGUACUCGAGGUGUUUCAUGUACGACGUAAACUACACGUCUAUUAUUGAAGAAUGGUUACACCAAGUUAAUUAUUUAGCCAACGACGGUAUUUCAACCGCUAAAUUUCCAACCCCCGUCAGUAGUGUCGACUGGCCGAUCACCAAGUGUCUGUACGGAUGGAAUUAUGAUCGGCGGGACUAUGACAGCACUCUUGUCACAGAGCUAGAUUUGGUAUGUGACAACAGUUGGCUGCCAUCCACAUCCACAACAUUCUUCUACGUUGGAAGUCUAUUUGGUAACGUUGUAUUUGGAUGGAUUGCUGACAAAUGGGGUAGAAGAACUGCAUUCUUUGCUAUACUAUUUCUAGAAGUUAUAUUUUCAAUUGCAACGAGUUUUAGUCCUAAUUAUGUUGUAUAUACAGCACUUAGAACUGUCAAUGGCCUAUUUUUUCCUGCCAUUUAUCAAAUACCAUUCAUUCUUGCAUUGGAAUUAAUGGGUCCAAGGUACAGAACAUUUGCAGGAAUGGUUAUUUGUAUGUUUUUUGCUACCGCCAUGUGUCUUCUUGCGUUGCUGGGAUAUCUUUUGCGAAAUUGGUUUUCGCUGUCUUUGGCAACGUCGGUACCUUUUAUUUUACUAUUUAGCUACUGGUGGAUAAUACCGGAAUCUCCACGAUGGCUUCUCAGUAAAAAUAGGAUAGAUGAAGCCGAAGUUAUUGUACAACACAUGGCCCGUGUUAAUAGAAAAACAGUUCCAACAAAUUUUUUACGUAAAAUAGAGAUGGAAACUUUAAAAAAACGUGGAAUUUCGUGUAAUGGUAGAAACUCAAGUGAAUUAUCAAUGGAGAUGCAAACAAACGAAGACAGGCCACCGCCACCAUCGGCAACACCAAUGGACAUAAUUAAAAAUCCAAAUAUACGUAAAAAAUUUUUCAUACUUGCAUUUGAUUGGGUCGCUAACGCCGUUGUUUAUAAUGGCCUUUCAUACAAUACGACAAAUCUUGGUGUCUCGGACUACCUCGCAUUCUUCAUCGGUGGUAUUGUUGAAAUACCUUCAUAUGUUAUUACAUGGUACGCCAUGGACAGACUGGGAAGACGAUGGGUUUUAUGUCUUACAAUGCUGCUUGGUGGAGUUGCAUGUGUCUCUUGUAUGUUUGUACCCGAAGAUGCAGUAUGGGUAACAGUAUCAUUAGCAAUGAUUGGUAAAUUUGGUAUAGCAGCAUCAUUUGCUGUAUUUUAUGUAUUUGUUGGUGAAUUAUUACCAACUGUAUUACGUUCUCAAGCAAUGGGAAUCGCCUCAUUUAUUGCUGGAAUUGGUUUACUAACAUUUCCGUACAUCGUACAUUUAGCAGUAUACUCAAGAGUUUUACCACUUAUUGUAAUGGGUUCGCUGAGUGUCGCCGGUGCACUUACGUCUGUUUUUUUACCGGAAACUCUCAAUAUACAUUUACCACAAACAAUCGAGGAAGGUGAACGAUUUGGAGCUGAUUUUAAAUUAUGGUCUUGUCCAACAUUACCCAAAAGUUCAUCCUCGAGUAAGCGAAGAAAACCAUCUUUAUCAUUAAGAUAUUUAGUCAAUGGUCGACCAGGAAACCGUAGAAGGUCGAGUGUAAAAAUAACGUCCGAGACAACUGGACAACAACAACAACAACAACAAUUACAAGAACAAGAAACUGGUGAAAAAACAGCCCGUGUAUUAAUAGACGCGAGUGACGAUGAACUUGAGCACUUAAAUGCUGCCGAUAAAACUAUUAAAGAAUUUAGAAAUAGUAACGAAAUAGACGAUGAAGAGGAUGAAGAAGAACACGCUGAAAUAGUUGUUGAAGUGUCGCGAUAAUCAACGUGAUUGAUAUUAAUUAUAAUAUUGAUAUUAAUAUAUAAAUAAUUAUUAUUAUGAUUAUGAUGAUGAUACUGAUGAUGAUGAUGCUGGUGAUUGUGUGUUAAAUUAUUAUAAUAAGUUUGUAUUAUAAUAUCUGUAUAGGCACGCAUUGUAUUUAU